Molecule: messenger RNA, 1095 nt
Organism: Phyllotreta striolata
Lineage: Eukaryota; Metazoa; Arthropoda; Insecta; Coleoptera; Chrysomelidae
Source: the annotation of a GenBank genome assembly
AUGUACAUGGACCAAAAAUCUACUGGUGACGUAUUCCCCCCCACUUUUGCCAGCAAAGUGAGAGCUACUACCUGGUUGAGAGCCUGCAACAGAGAAGACUUGAACAACAAUUUACAUGUUCUGCAUAAGACAGCAAGACUUUGUGAAGACCAUUUUGAUCCCAAAAUGUUCAUUAUUAAAACAAAACGUGUUUUUCUGACCGCAACAGCGGUUCCAACAAUAUUUCCAUCACUGGAGGGAUCUUCAAGGGAUUUUGAUCAUACGUAUUCAAAAGUAGUCAGCGUCAUUUCUAACACCAAUGAGGCUAGAAGAAUAAAAGUUUUACAGCACAUUGUGAUUCCAUCAGCUGAACAAACGAUGACAUCGGAUCAGCAGGAUAAUUUGCCAUGCUCAUCUCCUCUUGGAUCCCCAAAUGAAAUGGAACAUGUGGAUAAUUUUCGAUGUGUAUCGUCGGUGUCUAUGGCUUCUUCCUCUGUUCUUUCGGAUUCGUUGAUGCUGUCACCCAGAUCAACACAAACCACAAGUGAGUUAUCGAGCAAAACACCCCGGAAGGAGAAGUACCGGAACAAAAUUAUCCAAUUAAAACGAGAAAUUGAUAGUUUAAAAAAUAAAAAUUUGGAACUAGAAAAGAAACGUGAAGCUGGUGAAGAUAUUACCUUUGAACAAUAUUGUCAGCUGACACAUAAAUUUUGCGGCAACGAUGAUAUGGCUGAGUUUAUUAAUUUUGAAGUUAGUCAAGCUAAAAAAAAACCUUUUGGGCGUAGAUAUUCUGUUCAUUUUAAAAUGGAAUGCCUACCGUUAUAUUUCGCAGGUCCCAAGUUGUACAAGCAGAUGUUAUGCUGCCAAUGGCGGCUGAUGGUGUUGCUUGGGCUGUCGCCAAGGCUAAUACCAUCGACUAAGGACUGUCGGACCCAUAGGGUUCCGAUGGUGAUUUACUACGACGGCGAGGACGGUAAUGGGCGGUUUAAAUGUAAGAAAGCAUGUUGCAAACAGGGCCACGCUGUUUCGAAAAACACAUGGUUUGAAAAUGCUCACCUCAAACCACACGAGGUAGCCUGGGUGAUGUAUGGCUUCGCUCAGGAUUGGCCUCAUUAG